AUGUAUUUGUUGUGGUUACUUUCCAUGUUUUUGCUCAGUCAGCGGUGUUUUGGUGAAGUCCUUGGAGGUUAUGCUGAGCAUUAUGAACCGAACCCACCAGUAACUCAUAAAGUAAUAAUGGUGUUGCAAUAUACUGAGAAUGAUGUUGUUAAGGACCAUGAAAUUGUUAUUGAUUUAUAUGGUACCGUAGUGCCACUUACGAUUGAAAACUUCUCCCGUUUAGCUAUGGGAGUAAAAGCGCAAGUCCAGGGCAGGGACCCGAACGAUGUUAUCACUGUUUCAUAUAGGGAUACCUUCAUUCAUUAUAUCGCUAAAGACUUGUAUAUUCAAGGUGGAAAGGUUCUUCCUAACAUAGGGCCUUUUUCCAUUCACGGCAGCAGGUUUGCGGACGAAAAUUUCGAUUUAAAGCAUGACAGACCUGGCCGUGUUUCUAUGGCUAACAAUGGUCCAGAUUCUAAUGGCUCUGAGUUCUUUAUCUUGACUGCUAGUUCUGCUCCACAGUUGGAUAAUAAAAAUGUGGUAUUUGGACAGGUCGUUUCAGGUUUGGAUGUAUUGAUAAACAAAAUCCAGUAUGUUCCAGUAGACGAUAAAAUGCGUCCCAAGUCAGAAGUGAAGAUCUUGUACAGUUACACCGAGCCAAUGGCUUUAGGUGACAGGGAUGGUCUUCAUCAGCAGUAUUUGCAGCGCUUGCAAGAUUACAGAAACGGGGACAUCAAAAAAGGUAUUAUUAUGAAGGGUGAAUCAUCCUCUCUUAGAAAUACAGGCGUGGGCAAUAGUAGCCAAAGAAACUAUCUCUUAAUGGCAUUACUUGGUUGCGGGCUAUUCAUUGGUCUCAAGAAAUGGAGACAGUUGUUUCCAAAAUACAGUAGCAAAGUUGUUUCUGUUAGAACCUAA
This is a messenger RNA of Eremothecium sinecaudum, 894 nucleotides long. RefSeq names its product peptidylprolyl isomerase family protein CPR4 (gene CPR4). Lineage: Eukaryota; Fungi; Ascomycota; Saccharomycetes; Saccharomycetales; Saccharomycetaceae. Gene Ontology annotation, cellular component: fungal-type vacuole; endoplasmic reticulum. Gene Ontology annotation, molecular function: peptidyl-prolyl cis-trans isomerase activity. The record is from RefSeq and is a predicted model, not a curated record. The coding region runs from base 1 to 894 and encodes 297 amino acids. Gene Ontology annotation, biological process: protein peptidyl-prolyl isomerization. The transcript has a single exon.